Messenger RNA from Exophiala mesophila, 1590 nucleotides. RefSeq lists its product as uncharacterized. NCBI's taxonomy places the organism in Eukaryota, Fungi, Ascomycota, Eurotiomycetes, Chaetothyriales, Herpotrichiellaceae. Gene Ontology annotation, biological process: positive regulation of transcription by RNA polymerase II. Gene Ontology annotation, cellular component: nucleus. The transcript is spliced from 3 exons. The record is from RefSeq and is a predicted model, not a curated record. Gene Ontology annotation, molecular function: transcription cis-regulatory region binding; DNA-binding transcription factor activity, RNA polymerase II-specific; zinc ion binding. The coding region runs from base 56 to 1417 and encodes 453 amino acids.
ACUCCCUUCCUCCAAGCGCAACAUUUGUAGGACAGGAUCACCGACUUUUUGCGCCAUGGGAGUACGCGCUGGCUGCUACAACUGCAAUAAGCGGCGCAUCGUCUGUGACAAAACGGAGCCACAUUGCGUGAAAUGCACCAAGAAAGGGUUGCAGUGUCCGGGGAUUACCAUUAGGUACCGGUUCAAUGACGGCAUCGCUUCCCGAGGAAAAUUGAGGGGUGUCUCUUUCCCAGUCGUUCCGAGCUCCCUCCCGAAGGUGAAUGGAUCUUCCAGCGCAAGCAAUCGAGCGAAGACGACUACAGGAAUUGGAUUCGCAAGUAACGGCCAUAUUGUCAGGCUGGAUUCUAUCCAUGGGAGGUGCGAUUCUACAGAUACUCAACGCUUUGGAGGCCACAACACAAACGAUCGUCUUACACUGAGCCCUUAUCAAGCAUGCUUGCACCCAAUCAGCGGCAAGCUCAGACAUCUUUUGAAUCAUUUCUCGCAAGUCAUCGCUCCAGGCAUGGUAAUCGUCGAUACAGAACGCAACGGAUAUCGCACCGUGAUCAUUCCUCUUGCGGUCACUGAUGCACUAGUUCAGACGGCCGUAUCAUCCACUGCUGCGUCUCAUCUAGGGCGACACGACCUGAAGCUACGCAAUGAAGCCGACAGUGAGCGCAUCAAAGUGAUUCAGAUGCUUAAAUCUGCCGCUUCGUUCCGCAAGUGCAGCCAAGAGGUGUUUAGUGUGUCCACUUGGGCGACACUGCUAGUCCUUCUCGUGGGCGAGAUGAUCACCGGACGAGAUGAUUACAGAUACCUUGUUCGAAUGAUAGGCCUGAUCAGGGCGAAAGGGGUGAGUGACGUUGGUCCCGAGACCCGUGCGUUCUUGGAGGCCCAGACAGAUACUCUCAUGCUGCUGGCGCAGCCCUUUCUAGACACAUCUGGAUGCCUUUCCAUGGUGUCCUCAGAAAACCAUCUUUUCCAACAGACAGAUAUCUCACCACAAUCCCUUCCAGAUCCAUGCGAUCGCCGAACAGCCAAUUCAAUUCUUAAGGCUUACCAAAUAUGCCACCGUAUUUACCUGAAUCGUCGCAUGUUGAGUACCUGUGGCUGUGGCAGAAAAGACACGCUCGCUCUCGAACAGCUAAGACGUCUAGUUAAUCCUAUACGACCUGACCUCCGCGGCGGUCACUCAUUAGUGUGGGUGUACUUUAUCGCCGCGGCCGAGAGCGGUUAUGACGAUGAUGACGGAGGGGUAGCAGGAGCAGGAGAAGGGAAUCGUGCCUUCUUCACAAGAAGACUCGAAGACAUCUACACUGCGACAGGGGCUCGAAACAUCCCCUUGGGAAUUGCGAUGUUGGACCAAUUAUCGCAUGCACGACAUGUGACAGGGUGGCCGGAUGCACUGUCAAGAAUCGCUUCUUCCUUUGUUAUGUGAGGGCGUAAGCAGAUUUCGAACAAUGUUUAGGCAAGAGUUCCUUCAUGGUUUGGUUGGAUCACAUUGAUAUUGAGUCCUUAGAGCACCAAGAUUAAAACCUUGGGCAGAGACCAAUAAGCGUGAGAUUGUGCUCCGGUAUGUUACGAAGAUGAAUCUUUAAAGUCUGUUCUGUU